AUGUUUCCAAAGCAACGGUUUGCAGAGGGGCGAGCAGCGCUGAGCCCCGCAGGAGGCGAGGGGGGGGCGGAUGAGCCGAAUAUCGCCAGCCAUCUGGCUGCUGGGGGACGGCGUAAUGUUCCCGGGGCCGGGGUGGGGGAGGCCAUUUGUCCCCUGUGGUGGCCGCAGUCCCCACCACGGCUACAGAGCGGGGCUGGUUGUGGUCUCUGUGUUGGUCCUGCCUUCCCGUCCCUCUUCGUUUUCACCUCUUUGUCACCAUUUCAGGGCACCCGGCCCCAUCCUGCCCUACUUUGCUGGAUCUGCUGGACCCCUGGGGCUGUGGUCCCCAGGGUUGCUCUGGGAGCAGUGUCCCCGUCAGGGUACAGGAUGCGUACCCUGGCCUGGCUGGGCAUCGCCAGCCUGUGUCUGGGGGCAGCUUGGGCUGUCCCAGCCAAGGAGGAGAGGAGGAAGGCAGAGAAGCUGAAAGCUGACCUUGCACUCUACGAAAACCUGGACCUGGACAACUAUGACCUGACUUUGGACAACUAUGGCGAGAUCCUGGACCUGAGCAACUAUGAGGAGCUCUACGACUACGGUGACCUUGCUCCGAAGAUCGAGGUUGGCACCCUGGCUCCUCGCCCCAAGGAUCCCACAGCUCUCCCAAACCAAGGUGCCACGGCUGAACCCCCAAAGCUGCAGCCUCCGACCACCUCCAGCCCCAUCAACCCAGCACCCGUCCCCGCGCAGGCCCUGCCCAGCUGCCUGCUCUGCCUGUGCAUCGGCACCUCCGUCUACUGCGACGAUGCCAACCUGGAGCACAUCCCGCUGCUGCCACCAGAGACCACCUACCUCUACGCCCGCUUCAACCGCAUCGGCACCAUCCGGGCCAGCGACUUCAUGGGGCUGAAGAAGCUGAAGCGAAUAGACCUGACCAGCAAUUUCAUCUCCUGGGCGGACGUGGACGCCUUCCGCCUGCUGCCCAGCCUGCAGGAGCUCAUCCUGCCCGAGAACAGGCUGACAGCUCUGCCCGAGCUGCCCCGCAGCAUCAUCCGCCUGGAUGCCCGUCUCAACAGGAUCCCCAGCACUGGCCUCCAGCCUGACGCUUUUCGGGAGCUGAAGCAGCUGCAGUUUCUCCAUCUGUCCGAUAACCAGUUGGACUAUAUCCCAGCACCUCUGCCCCAGAGCCUGCGCUCCCUGCACCUCCAGAACAACAACAUCCAGACCAUGCACGAAGACACCUUCUGCGACAGCCACGACCACAGCCAGAUCCGCAGGGCACUGGAGGACAUCCGCCUGGACGGCAACCCCAUCAACCUCAGCCUCUUCCCCAACGCCUAUUUCUGCCUGCCCCGCCUGCCCACGGGCCGAUUCUACUGAGCCCCACGGCCCCAAGGCCAAGAACUGAGGGCAAGUGUCCCCAGAUCCCCACCUCGGACCCUGCUGCCCCACGGAGAACGUGGGGUUAGGGCAGGUGCAUUGCACCUUGGUGUGAGCUGAGGCUCUGUGUAGGGGUGAGCUCAGUUCUGGGGCAAACGGAGCAGGAGGUGGGCAGCUUUAAUAAA
Molecule: messenger RNA, 1541 nt
Organism: Calidris pugnax (ruff)
Lineage: Eukaryota; Metazoa; Chordata; Aves; Charadriiformes; Scolopacidae
Gene: OPTC
Product: opticin
Exons: 7
Coding region: 1-1356 (451 amino acids)
Molecular function (GO): protein binding
Source: RefSeq, a predicted model, not a curated record